GACAGCAGGGACUAUAAAUAUCUGAGUUUCUGGCUGUGGCUUUGUGGAGCUGCCCCGGCUGAGCAAGAGAAAGGAAGCAAGCUAGUUGGAAGGGGUUGUGACAGCCCCAGCAAUGUGGAGAGGCCUGGGGCUGGCCCUGGCUCUUUGUCUCCUCCCCACGGGAGGAACAGAGAGCCAGGGGCAAAGCUCCUUUUGUAAGCAACCUCCAGCCUGGAGCAUAAAGGAUCAAGACCCCAUGCUGAACUCCUAUGGUUCAGUGACGGUGGUUGCUCUUCUUCAAGCCAGCUGAUACCUGUGCAUACUGCAGGCAUCUAGAUUGGAAGACCUGCGAGUAAAACUGGAGAAAGAAGGAUAUUCGAACAUCUCUUAUGUUGUUGUUAAUCAUCAAGGAAUCUCUUCUCGAUUAAAAUAUGUGCAUCUUAAAAGUAAGGUUUCAGAGCAUAUUCCUGUUUACCAACAAGAAGAAAACCAAACAGAUGUCUGGACUCUAUUAAAUGGAACGAAAGAUGACUUCCUCAUAUAUGACAGAUGUGGCCGCCUUGUAUAUCAUCUUGGUUUGCCUUAUUCCUUCCUAACUUCCUCACAUGUAGAAGACUCCAUUAAGACUGUUUACUGUGAAAGUAAAUGUGGAAACUGCUCUCUCAAGACACUGGAAGAUGAAGGCUUCUGUAAAAAUGUAUCUUUGGCUACUGAGGAAAAAACAACCGAGGCUCCACAGCCUCAGCCCCAUCCCCAUCCCCAUCACCAUCCCCAUCACCAUCUUGAGGACGGUCAUCUUUCAGAGUAUCCAAAACCAGAAGCACCAGAUAACCCGGAGCAUCCCCCUCCUUCAGGUCUUCAUCGCCACCAUAGGCACCGGGGUCACCAAAGACAGGGGCACUCAGAGAACUGAGAUACAUUACAACUUUCUCUUCCGCAAAAGAAGCUCUGACGAAGGGGAUGCAUAAAUCAGUUACUCUGAAAAUUUCCCAAAGAUUCAGAAUCAGCUCUGAGUAGCUGAUGCUGACACUGCCGACAUCUGAUAUUUGAAAAAACAGGGUCUGCAGUCACCUGACAGUGUAAAGAAAACCUCCCCUCUUUAUGUAGCUGACAGGGCCUUCUGGCAGAGGAGCACGUCACUGAAUCUUGACAGUGACGUUUGCCUCCAGCUGCCUGCCAGGCAAGUCAGCAGCUCAACCCUACAGAAGCCAGCACCAAAUGAAGCUGAGAAAAGAAGGCAGAAAUGUGAAAAUGACCUUCAAAUUAAAUAUUUAAAAUCGGAUAUACUGCCUAAGUCGGUCUAGACAAUUACAUUUCCAGCAUUUUUAUAAGCUACCUAAUUAAUAGUGAUCCAAAAGUAGGAAUUGGAUUUGUGUAAACAUGGAGAAAUUGGCUUCCACAUUUUAAAAUUUAAGUCAAAAAAUUUUGACCCCAACCAUAUUUUUAUUACAGGGCAACUGAAAGGUGGUUGCAGCAUUUGGUUAAUAUGUUUUUCUUUUUCUUUCUCCAGCAUUCUACUUGCAUUAAUGAGAACAGAAACAUAAACUAUGACCUAGGGGUUUCUGUUGGAUAGUCGGCAGCUUAGAAUGGAGGAAGAACGACAAAGACAUGUUUUCCAUUUUUUUCUUUACUUAUUUCUCAAACAAUAUUAUCUUUGUCUUUUUAAUCUUACGAUUUUUAACAAAUUAAACCUUUAAAGAAAGAAGUGAUUUCUGUCUUUUCAGAUCCAGAAAUACUCAUACAUGAAUAUUUUGCUAUGAUUACAUUUUAGAUAUCCAUUUAUACUUUUUUUUUACAUCCAAGACUCAUAUCUUGAUUUUUACUAUCACAUAUGAAUUAAGUCUUUAUAUCUUGCUUUCUUUAUCUGGCAUUGUAUCAUACUCUUUAAAAUUUAAGAUUGCCAGUCUUGAAAGAUAGAUGGGAAACGAUAAAAGAAUGUUGUCUAUCUCUUGAUUGCUUAGAAAGUACUUCCAUAGUCAAUGAUGGUUCAAUAGGUAAACUAAGUCCUAUAAACCUGAACUUUUUUAUGGUUAAUACUAUUAAGCAAGAAUGCAGAACGCGAUUGGCAAAAGUGUGCAUUUGUUUAAAUAAACUCAAUGAAGUUUAAA
Messenger RNA from Balaenoptera musculus (blue whale), 2087 nucleotides. It is a transcript of the gene SELENOP, whose product is annotated as selenoprotein P. Gene Ontology annotation, molecular function: selenium binding. The transcript is spliced from 5 exons. Gene Ontology annotation, biological process: selenium compound metabolic process. Lineage: Eukaryota; Metazoa; Chordata; Mammalia; Artiodactyla; Balaenopteridae. The record is from RefSeq and is a predicted model, not a curated record. Gene Ontology annotation, cellular component: extracellular region.